AUGACAGAAUCGAGAGAUACUUUACUGAGAAUUUUGAGUGAUCUCGAAAAUGAGAGUCACCUCUUCGUUCUUUCCGAGUUCAUCGAUGCCAUCGAGGAGUUGGAAAGCCCAACAGCGACUCAAACCAGACCAAUAAUUUCACAUACUACGCGUCCGUUCACAUGGAUCUCUCGAAUGCUACUUCUUGGUAACAAUGAAACGAAUUCGAUAGAUGAUGCCACAAUGGAAGCACCAAACGAAUUCCCACUUCUGCCACUUGGGUCUCAAGGGUCAAGGCCACAAGAUUCUAGUGAAAUCAUUGAGCAAGAGCCAACUAAGACAAAACGAGGGGAAAUUGGUAUUCCUCAGAUUUCUGUGGAUUUGGAAGAGAAUCGGGAAAGGGCUUUUUCUGAAAUGGCUCGUUCUCCGCCACACCUGUUCUCUAUCGAAGAAGACAGUGAUAAUCCCUCACAUCAAGCUGCUCAAGAAAGAAAUCCUUUAUUGGGCGAGAGACGGGCCACCUCGUUGGAAAUGUUUGACAAGAAAAACGCGAAUCUUUCCGAUCGAGAGCGCAAUCCAUCCGCUAAAUCAGCCAUUUUGACACAUACAAACAGUGGAUCCAGUUUACCGAAUCGAGCAGCUCAACGAAAAUUUUUCGCAAAUACACCGAAAAAAAAGGAAACAAACAAAUAUCACACGAAUGCUGAAAGAAUUCUUUCUGUCAUUAAUCAUUACAUGGGACUUGUGAUUCAAAAACAUAAAAUCGAGGAUUUGCACGAUAGAAAUUUGGCAGAACUUUUGUGCUAUGCUUUCUAUGGACAUCGAGAUACGUUUGCUAAAUGGAAAGAGUGCGAGGCUCCAUUGUACUCGGCGCUUCUCGUCAUUUUCGUUUCAGAAAAAUUGUGGUCACGCUUUGAUUACAUCUAUGAAAGUGACGUCGCUGACAUCUUCAUGAGUCAGAAAAAGAAAUUCGAUGAAGCAAGCAAAAUGCUCUUAGAAGUGUGCCAUUCGGCGGAUUUCAAGAGAACACGAGAAUUGCUGUGCGAGCGCUACAUUCCAAGUGAGAAAAUGGACUCAAACGGUGGAACACUUCUCGGUUUAGCGAAUAUGGGUAAUGCUGAAAACUUUUUCUCGCAUAAGAGCUGUCAACGAAUUGUGGAAGAUCGAUGGAAACCUGGAUUUCGUUGCAACAAGAAGAUAUUUUUCUUUACUUUUUUAUUCGUUGGCCUACCACUUCUAUUCUCAAAGAGUAUUAUUCAUUUUACUGGAAAGAAAUAUCAAUCAAGAUGGGAACGUUUCCUUGCAUUUCAUGGCUCUCCUUGUGGGAAAUUUGCUUGGCAUACGUUUCUCUAUGCCAUAUACGUGAUCGUUUUUGGCUUUUUUGUUCAACAAGCUCAUAAAGCUGACAAUGUAAUGAACGUCGUCACUGUGUGGGCUUUAAUGAUGCUCGUCUGGCAGGCUUUGUUUUUUGUUGAAGCUUGUAUUGAAUUCAAAUUACAAGAACGUGGGAAACAGGCUUUCAAUAGUACGCUAUCUCAACACCUCAAAGUCAAUCAUUUCCAUACGAUUUUACAUUUUUUGAUUGUUGUCGUGAAUAGUGUGUUUCUUAUCGCGGCUUUGUUAAUUGAUAACGAGCGAGCUACCUCAUUGAACCUUCAGGAAUUAGUGCCUGCAAAAGUGGAAAAUGUGACGAUGCAAGAAGUGCUUAGUAGAGAAAAUAAUAAGGAAUCCAACCAAUCGAUCACUGCCAUAAUUCGACUUCUCUUGUUAUCGGCUUCCGAGGUGAUAUUUCUUGUCUCAUUCGUUUUUUCGGCUAUUCGAAUGCUUCGUGUGUUCACCGUGGAUCCAUUUUUUGGUUCUAUUGUGAUGACUAUUCGCAGAAUGGUUCAACUCUUCGUUUACUUUUCGGUAAUUCUGGCUGUAUUUUGGAUUGUGUAUGGAGUUUGUCAGAUCGCUUUACAAGGUCGAAAAGAAGAGCACAGUGUUAUUUGGCAGAUCUUUAGUAAUGGUGCUUUCGAAAUUUUCGGAGAGCUUGAAACUUCUUUGAAAGAAGGUAGCAUUUUGGGUUGUAAUGUUUCUUUCAAGUGGGAGAAAUUGCAGGACUUCAGUGGACAAUCAGUUCAAAAAAUGCCGGGUGAUAACAUUGUGGUGGCGGUGAGGGUGAGGCCUUUUAACGAUCGCGAGAAAGCGAUGAAAGCUCAAUUGGUGAUUGAGAUGGCCGACGGGAAGUCAACCGGGAUCAGAGAUCCAAGCAAUAUGUCGGAAGAGCCAAAAAUGUUCACGUUUGAUCACUCGUAUUGGUCACACGAUGGUUACAAAACGGAAUCCAGCGGCUAUUUGGCGCCAAGUGACUCAAAAUACGCGGACCAGAAAAAAGUUUUUGAUGAUUUGGGAAAAGGUGUGCUGGACAAUGCAUGGAAAGGCUACAACUGUUCCCUUUUUGCAUAUGGACAAACGGGCAGUGGGAAAAGUUAUUCGAUGGUUGGCUAUAAAGAAAAUAAAGGCAUUGUGCCAAUCGUUUGUGAAGAUCUUUUUAAAAGAAUCGAGAAGAAUAAGAAGAAAAACAAUGGAACACAAUAUGAAGUGUUUAUAUCGAUGUUCGAGAUUUAUUGCGAAAAGAUCCGCGAUCUUCUAUCUUCAAAACCACCACCAAAAGGCGGACUCAAAAUACGAGAACAUCCAAAAACCGGAUUUUACGUGGAGGGACUGACGAGCAGCCCCGUCAACUCGUUUAAAGAAAUUGAAACAAAAAUUGAUGAAGGAACGAAGAAUCGAACGAUUGCUGCAACGAAUAUGAAUGCAACAAGUAGUCGAGCUCAUACAAUUGUCCGAUUGCAAUUCAAUCAGAAAAGUGGAAAGGGUGGAAGUGGAGCGACCACGAAACAAUCGCAAAUCAAUCUCGUCGAUUUGGCUGGAAGUGAACGACAAAGAGACGCUCAAACGGAGGGUGAUCGUUUAAAAGAAGGAAUUGUCAUCAAUCAAUCACUUUCAACUCUUGGAAGAGUCAUCAAAGCAUUGCAUGAACAACAAAAAACAAAGAAUAAGAAAAUUUUGGUUCCUUAUCGAGACUCGGCGUUGACUUGUCUCUUGAAGAAUGCCUUAGGUGGAAAUAGCAAGACGAUUAUGAUCGCAGCUCUUUCCCCAGCAGAUGUCAAUUAUGAAGAAACUUUAUCAACACUUCGCUUUGCUGAUAGAGCAAAAUCGAUUGUCACACAAGCUGUGGUUAAUGAAAGUGCUACUGAACGAAUGAUUCGAGAAUUGAAAGAAGAAAAUGCAAAACUUCAAGGGCAAAUAAAAGGUGGCAAUGGAAAUUCGGAAGAAAUUGAUAAUCUUCGAAGACAACUCGAGGAAAAUCAAAAAGAAAUGGCAAAUUUGGAAAAGACUUGGCAACAAAAAGUGGCUGAAGAGGCGGCAAAAAUUGGAAAUGUUUCCGCUGAGCGAGCGGAAAUUUUGGAAAAGAAAAAGUUGACGCCACAUUUAUGGAAUCUGAACGAGGAUCCGGCAUUAACAAAUGUGAUUGUGCAUUUCAUUUCUGAAGGAGAAUCAAGCAUUGGAACUGCAUUGGCUCGACCACCAGCCACCAUUCAAUUAAAUGGUCUUUCUAUUCAACCACAACAUGCUGUCAUUUCAAACAAAAGCAAUAAGAAAUUCACCAUUAAAGAGCUUGAAGGAGCUGAUAUUUUGAUCAAUGGAAAAAGGAUUCAAGGAGAACAGGAACUUAAUCAAAAUGAUAGAAUAUUGUUUGGUGGAAAUCAUCUUUAUGUCUUUUGCAAUCCUCAAAAAGGUCCACCAAAUGCAAGUAUCAAUUGGGAGAUGGCGCAAAAAGAGAUUGCGGCAAAUGCGGGUUUAUCGAGUGGAGGAUCGAGAUCUGGGAUGAGCAAGGCUGAGUUGAUGCUUGAAGAAGAGCUGAUUGCUUUAUUCCCAGCCGUAUAUAGAGCGAAUGCAAUGGCUAAAGAAUUGAAAAGAAAUGUGAAUUUUGAGACAGUUUUGGUUUCACCAGAGGCUCGUGGACUUGAAGAUGGUCUUACUGAGAUUUGGAUUCGUGUACAUAACGAGGCUGAUGAUACGAAAUUUUUAUGGGAAAAAACGAGGUUUAUGAGUCGAUACUACGGUAUGCAGGAAAUGUAUGAGAAUAAAAUGGAUGGUGAAGAAUGGGAAUUACCAAAAGAAAGAGAUCCUUUCUACGAGCCACCAGAUAGUGAAGUUUUUAUUGGAGGAGCUGUUGUUUUCCUUCAAUCACUUUCAUAUUUAGUCGAAUCUGAGGAAGCUUUUCCGAUUGUUGAUUUUGAUGGAAGAGAAAUGGGUCAAAUCACUGUUUCUUUGUCACCUUGUAAUGGAUCUGGCCGAGAGAUAAAAGGAGAAUAUGUAGAGAAUCCAAAUACUCUAAUUGGAAAAAGUCUUGGCUACAAAGUGAAACUCAUUUCAGCAAGUGGUCUUCCAAAGAGGCUUUAUGGGUCCUGUUGCAAGUAUCGAUUCUUCAAUGAAAAAGAAGGCAUUACAGCGAAUGUACCAGGCACUGAUCCGAAAUACAAUCACGAAACUCUUUACACAUUUAGAAAUGUUUCUAAAGAGCUUAUUGAAUACCUUUCACAUAACAGUCUUUACAUUCGGGUUUGGGGUACGCAAAAGGCUGGAGCGAGUCGUCGAUCGUCGAUUUCUCUCCCAAUACCACCAAAAGCUAAUGGAGAAACAAGGAGG
Messenger RNA from Mesorhabditis belari, 4677 nucleotides. The record is from the annotation of a GenBank genome assembly. NCBI's taxonomy places the organism in Eukaryota, Metazoa, Nematoda, Chromadorea, Rhabditida, Rhabditidae.